This is a messenger RNA of Acanthochromis polyacanthus (spiny chromis), 1406 nucleotides long. Its product is annotated as olfactory receptor 4Q2-like. The record is from RefSeq and is a predicted model, not a curated record. Gene Ontology annotation, biological process: G protein-coupled receptor signaling pathway. Lineage: Eukaryota; Metazoa; Chordata; Actinopteri; Pomacentridae. Gene Ontology annotation, cellular component: membrane. Gene Ontology annotation, molecular function: olfactory receptor activity.
AUGAAGAACAAAACCGUGGAUCUUGAUCUUCUGCUGCUGGAGGGGUUAAAGGUCCGCCCCGAGUCCUCCAUCAUUGCCUUUGUCCUCCUCCUCCUCAUCUACGUCUUCAUCAUGGUGUCCAACGUGGGCCUGGUGGUUCUGAUCUCCAUGGAGAGGAGCCUCCAUGAGCCCAUGUACCUGCUCUUCUGCAACAUGAGCGUCAACGACGUGUUCGGUUCGUCAGUUGUCAUCCCCCGCCUGCUGGCCGAUGUUUUCCUUCCCAGCUCUCAGCGCUACAUCCGUUACACCAACUGUGCCGUCCAGGCCUUCUGCACCCACUUCCACGGAGCAACGUCGCACACAGUGCUCAUGAUCAUGGCCUUCGACCGCUACAACGCCAUCUGCAGGCCGCUGCGGUACGCCGCCAUCAUGACCAGGAGGACGGUGGUGCUGCUGUCGACGCUGGCGUAUGUCUCCUUCGUGAUGAUUUUGGUCAUGGUGAGCCUCAGCAUCCGGCUGUCACGCUGCAGACGCGUCGUCAACCACCCGUUCUGCGACAACCCUUCGCUCUUCAAACUGUCCUGUGAGAACAUCUUCAUCAACCACGUCUACGGACUCAUUACCGCCAUGGGGAUGAUGGCGUUGUCGCUGUGCGUCGUGGUGCUUAACUACCUGAGGAUCGCUGUGGUCUGUCUGAGCAGGAAGAACCAGGUGUUGAACCGCCGGGCGCUGCAGACCUGCGCCUCCCACCUGGCCGUCUACGUCAUCCUGCUGCUGUCGGGCUUCAUCAUCAUCAUCCUCCAUCGUUUCCCACAGCUGUCAGAAGAAAGAAAGCUGGCGUCCAUCUUGUUCCACGUGGUGCCUCCUGCUUUGAACGGCGUGAUCUACGGACUGCAGAUCAAAGCAGUCAGGGAAAAAAUUCUGAUCAUAUUCAACAGGAAGUAAUGACAGUUUUACAGAUGAAACGACCCUUUCACCAAGAAGGACCACACCACAGAUCUGAGGCCUGACGGUUUAUUGGCUGAAAAGGAUCAUCCUGUUGGUGAUGACUGAGAUGAUGUGGUGUGAGGGUCAGAGAUCAGCACCUUGGAAAAGGAGGCAGAAGCAUCAGGAGGGUGGAUGGGACACAAGAAGCAAGAACGAACAAGUGAGAAGGGAAGAGUAGUACGUAUAGACGUACGACAGGAAGUGGGGUGAUUGAGGUGUGAUGCCGCGCCUGAACCUCAGCUAAAAAAAUUACCUGUAUUUAAUGAACCUAAAUCAUGGUUAAAUCUGCUGGACAUCGUCUGGGCUGCAAAACAAGAAGAAACGAACAAGAAAAGAAAUGCAAAAAUGUAAUUAUGACUCUUAAUAUCACAAUAAUUAUGAUAAUAAAAUCCUUUGGAUUGCUAUUUAUGUUUGUUUUUUGUUAUAUUUAUUUAAUUUCC